This is a messenger RNA of Penicillium alfredii, 1569 nucleotides long. RefSeq names its product acyl-CoA synthetase. Lineage: Eukaryota; Fungi; Ascomycota; Eurotiomycetes; Eurotiales; Aspergillaceae. Gene Ontology annotation, biological process: fatty acid metabolic process. The record is from RefSeq and is a predicted model, not a curated record. Gene Ontology annotation, molecular function: medium-chain fatty acid-CoA ligase activity. The coding region runs from base 1 to 1569 and encodes 522 amino acids. The transcript has 3 exons.
AUGUCCAUUCCCACUCUGCCCCUCUUUGCUGCGGCGCAGCAGCAUGCGCGCGAUCCUCAGAAGAUCGCGGUUCUGGACACGACUAAGCAACAAUCAUUCACUUUUGUCCAACUACUCGCUGAUGCAGCGGCAUUCAAGGAGUGCAUAGUUGGAGCAUUGCAAUUGACCGAUGAUCUGGACGAGCGGCGCAUUGCGUUCCUUGUCCCCAAUGGAUAUGACUAUGUAGUCACGCAGUGGGCUGUGUGGGCAGCGGGCGGCGUAUGCGUCCCCCUGUGCACAUCCCAUCCCGUUGCCGAACUGCUGUAUACUAUCGACGAUUCAGACCCCUCAUUGAUCAUUGUCCACCCCGCGUUUGAGAAGAUCUCCUCGGCCUUGUGCGAGGCAUGUCCGAACAUCCCGUUCAUGGCGCUAGAGCCAUUCACGCGCGCCAAUGCGCCGUGUCUGCCUGCGUUUGUCCCAUCAUUUCCACUCACUCGCCGGGCCUUGAUGAUCUAUACCUCGGGCACCACAUCGAACCCGAAGGGCUGCGCCACAACGCACGAGAAUAUCACGUUUCAAGCAAGCUGCCUGGUCAAGGCAUGGGAGUACUCCCCAUCCGACCAUCUGAUCCAUGUAUUGCCGCUCCACCACGUGCAUGGCAUUAUCAACGGAUUGACGGCGAGUUUUCUGAGCGGCACGACGGUGGAGAUGCACCCGAAAUUCGAUCCCAAGGCCAUCUGGGAGCGGUGGCAGGACCACGGAUCCUCGACUAUGUUUAUGGCCGUGCCGACCAUCUACUCCCGACUCAACGACUAUUUCGACACCCACAUCCGUGAUACAGAUAAGGAAGCGGGCGCGCGAGCCGGGGCGCAAGCCCUUCGGCUGGUGGUCAGUGGAUCGGCAGCACUCCCGACUCCCAUUAAAGCCAAAUUUGCCGAGAUCACCAGACAGACGCUGUUGGAGCGAUACGGCAUGACGGAAAUUGGCAUGGCACUCAGCUGCGGACUGGCAGAAAACCAGCGGAUCGAUGGCAGUGUGGGCUGGCCAUUACCUGGGGUACAUGUACGCCUGACAGACAAGGAAACGGGGCGGGUCAUCGAGGACGCCGAUGAAGAUGGCAUGAUCGAGAUCCAGGGAGGCAAUGUCUUCCGCGAGUACUGGCGCAAACCCGAGGCCACCGCGUCUGAAUUCACCGCGGAUGGGUGGUUCAAGACUGGCGAUGUGGCCAAGCGCGAUGCAGCCGGGGCAUACUUUAUCCAAGGUCGAGCCUCAGUGGACCUAAUCAAAUCCGGCGGGUAUAAGAUCUCUGCUCUGGAAGUGGAGCGCAAGAUGCUGGCACUGGAUGGGAUCCAAGAAGUGGCAGUGGUCGGGCUGGCGGACGAAGAAUGGGGUCAGCGGGUCGCCGCCGUGGUCAAAGUGCGCGAGGGGGCGGCGUUGGAGCUCCCAGCUCUCCGUGCAGAGCUCAAGAACAAAAUGGCUCCAUACAAAACCCCCACCGUUCUCAAGAUUGUGGAUGGGAUUGAGCGCAACGCCAUGGGCAAGGUCAACAAGAAAACAAUUGUACAGAAAUACUGGCCGGACAAGGCCUGA